Molecule: messenger RNA, 3664 nt
Organism: Puntigrus tetrazona (Sumatra barb)
Lineage: Eukaryota; Metazoa; Chordata; Actinopteri; Cypriniformes; Cyprinidae
Product: NLR family CARD domain-containing protein 3-like
Exons: 6
Coding region: 361-3273 (970 amino acids)
Molecular function (GO): protein binding
Source: RefSeq, a predicted model, not a curated record
GAAUGGUCGUGGAGAAGCUCUGUGACCAAGAUGAACGAAGGUCUUACAGGUUUCAACGACAUGAAGGUCAUUAAUGGCAUCAUUUUUAAUUUUUAAGACAUGUGGAGUGGGUGGAUUAUUGUAGGGUGGUUGUGUUCACACAUUGCCAACGCAGAUUUAUGUCUAAACACCAUGAAAAAAGUGAAUUUUGCAUAAUAGGUGCACUUUAAAUAAAAGAAGAAAAAUCGUUAACAGAUGAUGCUUGUCUGUUUAUCAAGUAGUACAAAUGUGUAUGUUAAUAUGCAAUAAAACUGUGUGUGUGUGUGUGUGUGUGUGUGUGUGUGUGUGUGUGUGUGUGUGUGUGUGUGUGUGUUUAUAUAUAUGCUUUACAUAUUUGUUUGUAUUUUCAGCAGUAUCAGCAGGAAGAAGAGAUCAGAAUCUGCAGGAGCCAGCUCUGUGUCUAAUAAUAGUAUAAACUCUAUAGAUAGACCUCUUUCAUUCAGUGAAACAGUGCCCUCUCCCACACAUAAAGAGAUAGAUAAUCCAACUGUAAUCCACGAUAAAACCCACAUCAGGCAGAUAAGACCUGAAGAAGUCCUGCAGAGAGUCAAAGACCAACACAAAACCAGCAUGAAGAACAAGUAUGAACACUUAUUUGAGGGAAACAAACUACAAGGAAAUGAAACCCUCUUGAACCGGAUCUUCACAGACCUCUACAUCAUAGAAGGAGAGAGAGAAGGGAUGAAUGAAGAACAUGAGGUUUUACAGAUGGAGAAAACACCCAGAAAACAACACUCACAACACAAUCCAAUCAACUGUAAUGACAUCUUUAAAUCAUUACCUGAAUCAAGAUGUGAAGAGAAAGACAAAAUCAAGACUGUUCUUACUAAAGGAAUUGCAGGAAUUGGAAAAACCGUCUCUGUGCAGAAGUUCAUUCUAGACUGGGCCGAGGGAAAAGCCAAUCAGGAUGUAGAUUUCAUGUUUGUGUUUUCAUUUCGAGAGCUGAACUUGAUUAAAGAUCGUCAGUACAGUCUUCACGGACUUCUGCUGGACUUUCAUCCUGAGCUUCAAGAUCUGAGCUCAAAGAUUUAUGAAGAAUUUAAAGUGGUGUUCAUCCUAGAUGGUCUGGAUGAAAGCAGAAUGACACUGAUGUUUUCAGAUGAUGAGAAGGUUUGUGAUGUGAAUGAAUUUUCCUCAGUGGGUGUGUUGAUGUCAAACCUCAUAAAAGGAGAUCUGCUUCCCUGUGCUCUCAUCUGGAUCACCUCCAGACCGGCAGCAGCCAGUCAGAUCCCAUUCAAAAAUAUUAAUCGUGUAACAGAGAUUCAGGGUUUUAAUGACCCUCAAAAAGAGGAAUAUUUCAGGAAAAGAAUCAGUGACCAGCAUCAAGCCAGCAGAAUCAUCUCACACAUCAAAAGAGCAAGAAGGCUCCACAUCAUGUGCCACAUCCCUGUCUUUUGCUGGAUCUCAUCAACUGUGCUUCAAAACCUACUGACAGAUGAUCUUAAUGCAGAAAUCCUUCAAACUGUGACUGAAAUAUACAUUUACUUUUUGCUGACUCAGAUUAUGAGAACUUAUGAAGAAAUAGAUCCAGAGAAACGUCUACAGUCCAUCAGAGACGUAAUUGUGAAACUUGCUGAAGUGGCAUUUAAUGAGCUGAUGAAGGACAAUGUGAUGAUCUAUGAGGAGGACCUGAUUGAAAGUGGCGUAAAUGUCACUGAUGCCUCACUGUUUUCUGAAAUUUGCACUGAGAUCUUUAAGGAAGAAUUUGUGAUUCAUCAGAGGAAAGUCUACUGCUUCAUUCAUCUGAGCAUGCAAGAGUUUCUUGCUGCUUUCUAUGUUUUUUACUGCUAUUUAAGAAGCACAUCAAAUGCUCUUAAAGCUUUUAAUUCUAUGCUGAAUUUGCAUAAAGGUGCAGUAGAUAAAGCCUUAGAAAGUAAAAAUGGACACCUGGAUCUGUUCCUGCGGUUCCUGCUGGGCAUCUCACUGGAGUCCAAUCAGAGACUCUUAAAGGAUCUACUGACACAAACAGAGAACAGUUCAGAGACCAUGAGAAGAACAGCCCAGUACAUUAAAGAGAAAGUCAAAGAUGGACAUGAACUCCCCACUGAACGAUCCAUCAAUCUUUUCCUCUGUCUGCUGGAAGUCAAGGAUCAGACUCUGUCCAAAGAGAUUCGGGAGUUUGUGAAAUCAGAAAAACACUCAGAGAAGAAACUCUGCCCUGCUCACUGCUCAACAAUUGCCUACAUGCUUCAGAUGUCAGAUGAGGUGCUGGAUGAGCUGGACCUGCAGAAAUACAACACAUCAGAUGAAGGUAGAAAAAGACUCAUACCAGCUGUGACCAACUGCAGAAAAGCUCUUCUUGCUGGCUGUAAUCUUACUGCUCAGCAAUGUGACAUUGUGUCAUUAGCUGUACAGUCCUCAGAAUCUGCCCUCAGAGAGCUGGACCUGAGUAACAAUGACCUGCAGGAUUCAGGAGUAAGGCUUCUCUCCGAUGGACUGAAGAGCCAAAACUGUCAGCUGGAGAUACUGAGUUUGUCAGGUUGUAUGGUGACAGAAGAAGGCUGUCGUUAUCUGUCUUCAGCUCUGAGUUCAAACCCCUCACACCUGAGAGAGCUGGACCUGAGCUACAAUCACCCAGGAGAAUCAGGAGUCAAGCUGCUCUCUGACAAACUGAAGGAUCCAAACUACUCACUGGAGAUUCUCAAUUUGGACUAUGGAGAAGCUUUCAGGAUCCAACCAGGACUACAAAAAUAUUUCUGUGAUCUCACACUGGAUCCAAACACAGCGAACACUCAGCUCAUUUUGUCUGAGCACGGAGAGGUGAAAUAUGUGGAAGAGCACCAGCCAUAUCCUGAUCAUCCAGAGAGAUUUAAAGAUAUUCCUCAGGUUCUCUGUCGAGAGAGUCUGACUGGACGCCAUUACUGGGAGGUUGAGCGGACUGGCUGGGCUCGUGUAGCAGUGGCCUAUAAAACAAUCAGCAGGAAAGAAGGGAUGAUCUAUAAGUUUGGAUACAAUAACAAGUCCUGGUGUCUCUUCUGCACUGUUGAUGGAUUUGUUGUCUGGCACAACAAUGAGAGCCACAACAUUUCUGUCCGUUCACCCUCCUCUAACAGAGUAGGAGUGUAUCUGGACUGGCCGGCCGGCACUCUGUCCUUCUACAGCAUCUCUGACACACACACACUCACACACUUACACACAUUCAACACUACAUUCACUGAACCCCUCUAUGCUGGGUUUAAGGUUUUUGAUUCCUCGCUGUCACUCUGUAAGAUCACACAACAGACAAACAACUGACUUCUGAUUCCAUCCUAAUCAUGGUCCUAUGUCUGUUUAUGAAAAGAUUUGAUGUAUGAAGUAUAUAAUGUAUGAAUUUUAUAAUAACUACACACUAUGAAUCAUUAGUUAAGCAUUAGUUUAUACUCAAUUCAUCCUUUAUUAACCAUUGUACCAAAAUUAUUAUACUUUAUUAAGCAGCUUACAAGUGCAUCUAUAAAUGCCUUGUUCUUGAGCAUAUAUAUAAUGUUUAAUAGUUGUAUUUUCAUGCUUUAUUAAUGAUCAGUUUAUUGUUUCUAAAUUAUUACAUUAUGUAAAAACACUUAUUUAGGAGUUUUCAGUGUUUAAGAUCAUUUAGAAAGUAAAUGAUUAACAAAUUAUUUCAAUGCACAUUAUAAUAUCGUAUUAUUUA